Molecule: messenger RNA, 603 nt
Organism: Kuraishia capsulata CBS 1993
Lineage: Eukaryota; Fungi; Ascomycota; Pichiomycetes; Pichiales; Pichiaceae
Exons: 1
Coding region: 1-603 (200 amino acids)
Molecular function (GO): protein binding
Source: RefSeq, a predicted model, not a curated record
AUGACUUAUCCAAUCAGCUACGAUUCCACCACUAAAAAGGUGACGCUGGAUGACGAUGUUUCCGCGUCGCAAUACAAAGAUCUCCAGGUGGAGCUGUCGCAGCUCAACACACUGACGUCAGAGCUGGUGUCCAACGGAGGAGACGUGCCUCCUGCACCCUCUAAAGAAUCCUACAAUAAGUCCCUCUCGGCUAUGACUAAGAAAAUGCAUGAGGCAGCGGUUUCCUCGAUGAAGACACAGAAAUUUGCCGAUGCAGCCAAGCAGUUUGGUCUUGCGCUGGAGAUGGCCAGUCGCCGCGCCAAAUUUGAGUCGUUUCAGCUGACGAUCCCGGAGGUGGCUGUGUGUCUGAACGGACGCUGCGAUGCCAACUUGAUGGCAGGAAACUUUUUGGAUGCAUAUAACGACGCCGAGAUUCUGACGAACAUCAUGCCCAACGUGCCAGACCACUUCCUACGAAAGGGUGUGGCUGCACGGAAUCUUGGCCGCCUUGUGGACGCCAAAGCCGAAUUCGAGCGUGGGCUUUGCUUUAAUGAGUCUCACCCAAAGCUCCAGGCAGAGUUACAGAACAUCGUGGUGAAAAUAGCAGAAGAAAACGGUGAAUAA